Mesitornis unicolor (brown roatelo) is the source of this 1950-nucleotide messenger RNA. RefSeq names its product transmembrane protein 8B (gene TMEM8B). The coding region runs from base 1 to 1950 and encodes 649 amino acids. The transcript is spliced from 14 exons. The record is from RefSeq and is a predicted model, not a curated record. Lineage: Eukaryota; Metazoa; Chordata; Aves; Mesitornithiformes; Mesitornithidae. Gene Ontology annotation, cellular component: plasma membrane.
AUGCGCGCCUAUGCGUAUGGGCUCUUCGUGACUGACUACUUCACUCGCACACCACGCAAGCUCAGUCCCUUCCGCUCCUUUGCCAGUAUCGAGCUCUUCCACUUCCAUAUCCCUGAGGACACAGUCAUUGCUGUCUGGAACCUUAUCACUUUCAAGGAGCAGGGUGGCACUUUUGGGGAUCAAUGUCCAGACCGUAGCAUCACCGUGUAUUUUCGCUCAGGGGCUCCCUCCGUCAUUAACCCACUGCACACGCACUUCCCCAGGGACACAGCUGUCCCUGGCUCUUUCGCACUGACCCUGACUUGGACCCUGCCCAACCGCACCACAGGGGUGUUCAAUGUCACCAGCCCGCUGCCUGGGGAUUGGUUCCUGGCUGCCCACCUGCCCAAAGAUGAGGGCAAGAUCUCUGUCAAGGGGCUCUAUGAGGAGUGCCAGUACCUCUUCCAGCCACAGCUCAUUGUGCAACGCCUGGUGAACAUUGCUGUGCUGUACCCUGGUUAUGCCACUGAGCAGAUCAUGGCCCCCCACAACCGCUCCUGCCUCUACAAGGUGUUUGUGCCAAGCUACACAUCACGAGUGCUGGUGGAGGUGCUACAGUGCCGUGGGGCCGAGAGCUGCCCACUCUGGCUACGUGUGCGGGCAAAGGCUCCCCCCUUGCACAACUCCACAGCGCUGGACUGCCGAGAGCAUGCUCCCUGCCAGCUGGAGCUGGACCUGCCCUUCUGGCAGCACUGGUACUAUGUUCUGGUGGAGAAACACCCCGGGGUGCCUGGCACUGUGUCCUUCCAGGUCAUCGUGCAGCUCACAGAUUGCUCCCGACCCAGCCUGGCCCGGCCACCCUUCCUGCCCUCCAGUGCCUCCAUGAACAUGCCUCACUCCUUCGGCUCCGCGGGUGGGCUGGCACUGGGGGACAGCCCACCACCCAGCAGCCCCAAUGGCACGAAGCACUCCGUUCCCAUCUCUGCUACUGCACCUGAUGGCGAGCGGUGCUGGCCAGUCCGCCCCACGCUGCGCAAUGAGCUGGACACCUUCUCUGUCCACUUCUACAUCUUCUUUGGGCCUAAUGUGUCAGUGCCACCCGACCGUCCUGCUGUCUUCGUCAUCAACCUCCUACCAGUGCUGGACAGUGGUGGGGUGCUCAACCUAGAGCUACGGCUCAAUGUGAGCUCCCUGGGUGGUGAGAACGUGACAGUGUUCGGGUGUCUGAACCAUGAAGUCCCGCUGACGUCCAGUGACAAUGCAUCGGUCACCUGCGAGACAGAGUCCUUGGCAGGCUUCCUGAUCUCCGUCAACGCCACAGCCAGCCUCAGCCGCCUGCGGAUCCCCUACCCCCAGACAGGCAGCUGGUACCUCAGCCUGCGCUCUCUCUGUGCCACAGAGCACGGUUUUGAGCCCUGCACCAACGUGACGGCUGAGGUGUACCUGCGUGCCUACAGCGGCAUCUAUGGCCAAUGCAAGCUGCUGCGCACCAACAACUACCUGUAUGCUGCCUGCGAGUGCAAAGCUGGCUGGAACGGCUGGGGUUGCACAGACAAUGCCGAGGCUUUCUCCUAUGGCUUCCAGCUCCUCUCCACGCUGCUGCUGUGCCUCAGCAAUGUCAUGUUUGUGCCUCCCGUGGCCAUCGCUAUCCGCAGCCACUACCUCCUGGAAGCUGCCAUCUACAUCUUCACCAUGUUCUUCUCCACUUUUUACCAUGCCUGUGACCAGCCAGGUAUCGUGGUUUUCUGUAUAAUGGACCGCCGCCAGCCUGUGGUCAAGCAGGUGCUGUACCUGCUGGGGGCCAUGCUGCUCUCCAUGGCUCUGCAGAUGGACCGUCACGGGCUCUGGAACCUGCUAGGGCCCAGUCUCUUCGCCUUAGGGAUCAUGGCUAUCGCCUGGGGUGCGCAGCUGGUGUGGGACAAGGGAUGGUCCACUAUGGACCAUUAUUACUAUUACUAUUACUACGGGUAA